CCUAACCUAUCAAAGAAAUCAAAUUUCAUUUCUUUACCUCGUAAAUAUUUAAAGAAAUAUUUAUAUUUAUAAAUAAUGGAAACCGUACGUCCAUGUGGUUGUAAAGGAAUACGAAGUUGCUUGAUUUGCGAAGAACAAUUUAAUAUAAAAAAAUUAAAUUUAAAAGAAAAAUUACAAGAAAAAUCAUCUUAUGUUUAUUGUCCGCAUUGCGAUAAAGCAUGGCCUGGAUGGGAUAUGGAAUUGUACAAACAACAUCCUCAUCACGAUGGACAAGCAAUAGAUUAUCCAGGUGUUUUUAUUCAACUGGAUUUUUUAAGUACAGAAGAAACAUCAACUUUAAUAAAGUUACUAGAUGAAUUACCAUGGGAACCAUCGCAAAGUGGUAGAAGAAAACAAAAUUUUGGUCCAAAAUGUAAUUUUAAGAAACGAAAAUUACGUUUAGGUACAUUCAAUGGAUUUCCUAAGACUACAGAAUUUAUACAAAAGAAAUUCAACGAAGUUCCAAUUCUAAAUAAUUUUCAAACGGUAGAACAAUGUACUCUUGAAUAUAAUCCAAAACGAGGAGCUUCUAUUGAUCCUCAUAUAGAUGAUUGUUGGAUAUGGGGAGAGCGUAUAGUCACGGUUAAUGUCUUAGGUGAUUCUGUAUUAACGAUGACACCAUAUACUAAAUCGAAUAAAUGUUACAAUCUAGAUUGCGUAGAAGAUUAUUCUUCCAAAGUUGAUAUGAAAGUAGAACAACCACAGGAAGACAUUGUAGUACGUUUACCUAUGCCAGCUAAAUCAUUAAUGGUUUUAUAUGGAAUUGCGAGAUAUAAUUGGGAGCAUUCAGUGCUUCGAGAAGAUGUAACAACAAGACGUGUUUGUCUUGCUUACAGAGAAUUAACACCGCCAUAUCUUAAAAAUGGUAAACACGAAAAAGAAGCAUCUGAAAUUCUUGAAAAAGCAAUCAAUUUUUGGUAACAUUUAAAUAUUAUUGAUAACAUAUUUGCAAAACAAUUUUAUUGUUGCGUUAUCACAGUUUCAUUUUAAAUAUCAUGCGAUAUGGAAUAUAGCAGCUAACAAAAGAGGCAUCAAAUAUAAAUUAUACAGUACGUGUCAAUUUUUAUUAUUUGAUUUUAUUUGUCUUUUUUGUUUCCUUACGAAUUAAUAGCAUGAUGGAGAAAAAAUUAAUUAAUAAGUUGUAGAAAAAAAUUUAUUCUCGAAUUAAGUACAAUAUAUCUUAUACAUGGAUGACACUGUCAAAAUUUAAUUAUUAUAAUAAUGAAAAAUACUUUUUCGUAACAGUUAUUAAAAAUUUUUU
This is a messenger RNA of Polistes dominula (European paper wasp), 1300 nucleotides long. Its product is annotated as alpha-ketoglutarate-dependent dioxygenase alkB homolog 4. Gene Ontology annotation, biological process: demethylation. Gene Ontology annotation, molecular function: oxidoreductase activity; demethylase activity. The record is from RefSeq and is a predicted model, not a curated record. Lineage: Eukaryota; Metazoa; Arthropoda; Insecta; Hymenoptera; Vespidae.